AUGGGGAACGAUACCAAUAAGAAGGAGCACUUACUCGUAAUAUUCUACCAGGACUUGUUGGAGGGAAUUCGUGAUGUAGUAGAACAGAAGUUUCCAAACGCCAACCUCACCAUCUACCGACUUGGAAGGGCCGCCGUCCCGAAAGACAUUUUGGCAAAGGUAACCGUCGUUUGCACGUUUGGAUAUUUUCCCGAUCCCAGCGACGUACCAAAUCUGAAAUUGGUGCAUUUUUUCAAUGCCGGCAUAGACCACGCCUUGGGCCAGCCACUCAUCGCGCAGACUACAAUUCCCAUUACAAAUAGUGCAGGCGUUGCUGGCCCUCCCAUGGCAGAGUGGACAGUCAUGAACUGGCUGACGGCAGCGAAAGGCUAUGACCAUAUGAGGGAAGCACAGAGACAGCACCGCUGGGAUAGAUCGACGCAAUACAUCAAUGUGCACGAUCAGGUGGGCAAGCACGUGGGCAUUCUAGGAUAUGGAAGCAUAGGACGUCAAAUUGGUCGUCUUGCCUCCGCGCUUGGGAUGACUGUCCAUGCCUACACAGCUACUUCCCGAGUGACUCCCCUAUCCAGGAAAGACACCAGCUUUAUCAUUCCUGGCACUGGAGAUCCCGAAGGCUCAGUCCCGUCAUCGUGGCACCAUGGUACUGAUAAAGCCUCUCUGCACGAUUUCCUGGCUCUAAGUCUGGAUCAUCUUGUCAUCUUGCUCCCACGUACACCGCAGACGUGGCAUCUCCUUGGAGUAGAGGAGUUCAAGAUUCUCUCGGAUAACUGCUCGGCGAAGAAUUCGGGUAGGAGACCUUUUGUGACAAGUAUAUCUCGAGGCAGCGUCAUUGAUCAGGAAGCAUUGGUUGCAGCUUUGAAAUCUGGUCAGCUUAGUGGCGCAGCCCUGGACGUGACAGAUCCUGAACCACUGCCUCCUGACAAUGAACUGUGGGACAUGCCAAACGUACAUAUCAGUCCACAUAUGAGUGCUGUUGGGGUCGAGUAUAUUCCGCGAAGCUUAGAUGUACUGAAAAUGAACAUUGAGCGGUUGGAAAAGGGAGAGGCAUUGAUUAACGAAUUCACGAGGGGAAAAUGGCAUUAG
Molecule: messenger RNA, 1083 nt
Organism: Talaromyces stipitatus ATCC 10500
Lineage: Eukaryota; Fungi; Ascomycota; Eurotiomycetes; Eurotiales; Trichocomaceae
Product: dehydrogenase, putative
Exons: 4
Coding region: 1-1083 (360 amino acids)
Molecular function (GO): NAD binding
Source: RefSeq, a predicted model, not a curated record